This is a messenger RNA of Pelagomonas calceolata, 1408 nucleotides long. The record is from the annotation of a GenBank genome assembly. NCBI's taxonomy places the organism in Eukaryota, Pelagophyceae, Pelagomonadales, Pelagomonadaceae.
GGCAGGUCCGGCGCCGCACUCUGUGAGCGCCGCAUUCGUCGAAAGGGCAGCCUAGAGAUGGUCCACAGACGACGAUAGCACCGAUGGCACGCCGCCGCCGCCGCCGCAGGCUUGGAACGGCAGCGCUCGUCGCGUCCGCCGCCGCGAGGCCCUGCCCCCUGGCCACCCGAGAGGCCAGGUCCGCUACCGAUUUGUGCGACCCGCCAGAAAUGGUCCAGAUCUGGAACGACGGCUCGCUACCAGUGCAGACCUACCGUCUGUCGUCGAGCGGUGAAGAAAUAAAACACGCGGCGCCGAUCUCGAAGGGAGCGGCUAUUUUAGCUGAGGGCUGCUCCAAGACGGUCUGGCGCGCAAGACUGGACCAGGGGCGGCUCGUCGACGAGUUCACGCAGGGCUCGUCUUCCGCACCCGUAGAAACGACUGCUGUUUCCAUCUCGGCGUCGUCCCUCACGGAAGACGUCGCGUCGGAGCGGUGGCGCAUCCAGGACUGCCAGCCCCAACCGCAGUUUCCCGUACGAGCGCGCUUUUCGGAAUUAAGGGAUGUCGGGGCGUCGUUCGACCUGCAAGUCACGCGAGGUAAUGUAAGAAGUCGGACCGAGGUCUCUCCAGCGAACAAGGUCCCGGGCCCCGAGAUUUUUGCGGACGUCACGUUGGACUUACUGGAAGCGUAUAAGGGAGGCAAGCUCGUCAAGUUCGCCGUGAAAAGACGUAUAAAAUGUCCGGUGUGUGGUGGUCUCGGCGCGCCUGCAGCGAAAAUCAUCCAGUGCGACCGGUGCUUCGGCACGGGUUUGAGGCACGCGACGUGGCGGCCCCACAAUGAGUCAAUCGGCGAAAGUCGCAGGACGAAGUGCGGCAAGUGUGGGGGGUGGGGCGAGACGUGGCUCCCAGAACAUGCUUGUGUUGGAUGUGGCGGUGCUCGGUUACAAUCCGAGGAACGCUGGUUCUCCAUCGCUCUACCUGAGGGUGUCCAAGACGGCUGGACCUUGCGACGAGAAGGUCUAGGUGAAACUAAACUAGAACCGGAACGCGGGCAACUCCGGGCGCAGCUCGAGCCCGGUCCACUUGUUUUGCGAGUGCAUGUUGAGGAACACGAGAACUUCACGCGUACGGGAGAUGAUUUAGUUGUUGUGGAAAAAGUAGACGCGGCUGAGAUGGUCUUCGGCUUUCAGCGCGUCGUGGAGCACUUAGAUGGGUCGUUAAUUGUCUUCAACCGGACGGAACCCUCUCCCCCAGGAACGGAGCUGCGCGUGUCGCAAAGGGGCUUCCGGCACUUUGAUGUCGAGGAUUCAGGACCGUCGGACGAGCGGGGGGACUUCGUCGUGAAAGUGGAGCUGGCCGUGCCUUCCACGGACUCGGGCGAGAAGCAGGAGUUUUACGAGGGAAUGGUGGGUAAGAUAUAAGUUUUGUA